GAGGGGUGAGAGCGAGAGAGAGAGAGAGAGAAGGAGAGACAGAGAGAGGGAGAGAGAGGUGAGCACAGCACACACGUCGCACUAUCAACUGAAUCCAUCUAAGAAAACAACUGGCUGGGAGUCCGGGUCUGAGCUGUGUAGGCACUAAAGGCAAGUUUGAGCUCCCCACUAAACAGCGCACCGGACGGACGCAGCUGGCCGUCAUGGCCCGUGGUGGAUCGGGCGGCGGACACUUCGGCGAGUGCGUCCUCACCGUUCGGGCAGAGUGUGGAGGGGGACAAGUGGACGCUGCGAUCACCCUGCCGCCGCUUCCUUAGCUCCUCAUGCGCUGCUGACGGUGCUGAGUUAAAGCGGAGGGGCUCCGUUGGUGAAGCGCCCGGGAGCUGGAAAACAGAAGAAGAAGAAAAAAAAGAAAGUGCGGACAGCGGUGCGGACGGACGCGCAGCCACAACCCGGGGGGGGACCCAUGCAGGCAAAUAUGCUGUUCUGUAGACUCACCGGGUUCACGCUGCUGAUCGGAACCGAGUCGCAACAGCAUUACCACACGGACCUUUACGCACGGUCAUACAGCAGGACCGCCUGAAGAACAGGAGCUGGAAGAAAGGGGAAAAGUUGAACGCGGUAGCGGGGUUUGUAAUGGAUAAAGGCUCGCCAAAGGUCUCUGGAACCAAAUGUCACCCCCCUUGGACUCUGCCCUGGUCAGGGACCAGCAGUGUGUGACGGACAGGCGAGUGGAGCCUGUGGUGGCUCUCGACUGCGUGGCUUCAAAUUGGCCCUGGCUGAGCUCUGCAUGGAGCAACGAGUGAAGAGUCCUGCUAUGGUCUGAUGUCUCAGCAUGGAUGGAGUCAGUCAGAGGACUGGCCACCACUAAUGAGACCGUCGCUCUUCAGCUGAGGACUAGCAUUUACAGGAUUACUCCCACGGUUUCCUGCUCUUUUCCCAGCUAACUGCAUCAUUACUUAACUCUCCUAAGUGGACUUUUUGUGAGUCUAGUUUUUGGUGGAUAUAUACGUCAUUGCCUUUCUGAUUUUCAUAUUUGGUUUUUUUUUCCCUCCCUCUUCUUUUUAUUGUUGGUUUCCAUUUUCCCGUUUUGCUUUUCCACUAUGGAGUUUCUGGCUGGACCCUGGAAUAAAGAUUGGGCUUCAUUCUUGCAAUUUUGGUUGACUGUCAUCUUAAGCCUCCAAAUGCAAUUCAGCCCGGGUGCCUCUUGCCCGGACGAGUGUCGUUGUGACAAAACGUUUGUGUACUGUAACGAACGCAGCCUGACAUCAGUGCCUCUGGGGAUACAGGAGGGCUACAAGGUCCUCUACCUACAUAACAACCAGAUCAACAGUGCUGGCUUCCCUGUGGAAUUUCACAAUCUGGCCUCUGUGGAGACUGUCUAUCUUUACGGCAACCAGCUGGACGAGUUCCCUGUCAAUCUGCCCAAAAACACCAGGGUCUUGCAUCUCCAGGAGAACAAUAUCCAAACAAUCUCCAAGGCAGCCCUGGCCCAGCUGACUCAAUUGGAGGAGCUGCAUCUCGAUGAUAACUCCAUCUCCACCGUGGGGGUGGAAGAGGGGGCCUUUAGGGAGGCAGUAAGCCUCAAACUCCUCUUCCUCACCAAGAACCACUUGAGCAGCGUUCCCAUUGGCCUUCCUGAGGACCUGAAAGAGCUGCGGUUGGAUGAGAACCGCAUUGCUGUCAUUGCGGAGGAGGCCUUCCAGAAUGUGACACGCCUGCAGCGCCUCCUGCUGGACGGGAACCUGCUGACGGACGAGGGCAUUGCGCCAGGGACUUUCCGGGACCUAGCCAACCUCCGUGAGCUGGCCCUGGCCCGCAAUUCACUUACAUUUCCCCCUCCCCUCCUACCCAGCCAGUCACUGGUAAAACUCAGCCUGCAGGAGAACCAGAUUGACCAGAUCCCUGUGGCGGCCUUCGCUGGCCUAAACAGGCUGGAAAAACUGGAUAUCUCCAGCAACCAGCUUCAGACUCUGACACAAGGUGUGUUUGAUGGCCUGUCGAGCCUCAGACACCUCAUAGUGCGUAAUAACCCCUGGCGAUGUGACUGUGCAGUGAAAUGGGUGGUGGUGUGGCUCAAGUCUUUGCCUCCUUACAUCAAUGCCCGAGGAUUCGUUUGCCUGAGUCCAGACAAGGUACGUGGCAUGGCAAUCAGAGAGCUCACGCUGGAUAUUAUUGAGUGUCCGGUCGAUGCCGAUCAGCCGCCCUGGCCGACCCUCCGCUCUACACCCCCUCCCCCACCCACCACUACCGCUGUCACCACCAUGAUCUCCACCGUCAUCACCACAUCCAUCCCUUACUACUUUGAUUCACCCUCCCCUCCCUUACCUCCAAUCCAUAACAACCCUCCUGGGCCGCUGCCUCCUUAUGAGGACCCCCUUCAGAUCUCCUUCAAUGUGGUCAACUCCACCAGUAUCGAGGUGAGCUGGGAUUCCUAUUUCACCGUCACAGCCUACAAGGUCACUUGGGUCAAAAGGGGCCAAACCCAAAUAAACGAAGGAAUGAGGGAGCGGACGGUGAGCGGGGGCCGGCGACAUAUCAGCCUCACCAACCUGGAGCCCCGGUCUGUGUAUCGGAUCUGCGUGCACGUGCUGGACACCCUUAACUCCUACAGGCCUGGAGAGGAUACUAUAUGCUCUGAGGCCAGGACCAAGCCUGCCUUGUCUACUAAGCCUCCUGGCAGAGACCAAGCUCCACAGGAGAGCAUCAACUCCACACUGCUAAUGGCUGGGAUCAUAGGUGGGGCGGUGCUUAUCAUCCUGGUAACGCUGCUCAGCCUGUUCUGCUGGCAUAUGCACAGGAAGAGCCGGUCAUCUUCGACCAAGUGGAAAUACAACCGGGGCAGGAGAAAAGACGACUACUGUGAGGCUGGAACCAAGAAGGAUAACUCCAUUCUGGAGAUGACUGAGACCAGUUUCCAGAUAGUGGCUCUGAACAAUGAGCAGCUGCUCAAGGGAGAUUUCCGCAUUCAGCCCAUCUACACACCCAAUGGGGGCAUUGGAUUUAGAGACUGUCACCUCAGUAACAACAGUAUAGCCUAUUGCAAGAGCAGCAAUGUGCCCAGUACAGAGUUCUGCCACACGUGAUGCAGCAGCAAACUCUACAGCAGCAUUCGCACAUACACAUACACACACACACACACACACCAGACAUACUUAACAACAUAAAUACACACACAUAAACCGUUUGUGUAGACAACAAAAACCAUAAAAAAUUCUAGUGAAAUAUAACUGUACUAUAUAUAUUUCCAAGUUCUGUCUACAAUGUAAUUUAUACUGUGGAUAAUACUGUGGGAUUCUCUGCUAUCUUUUUUAUUCUUAGAAAAAGAGAUACAAGUGUUUCUUUUUUUUAUAAUCAGCAGGGUUUUGAAAGUUGUUUUAAUGGUCAGUACUGUACAUGAACAUGGAUUUGUACAAUCACGGCACCCUGGGUGUAGCUUCUGACGAACGCUGUCAGCCUAGGAAACGUUGGGGCGCUUAGAGGGCUGGGAUCCUUUGCUAACCACAGAAGCAAAAUAUGGCCUUUUUGCGCUUUGACACACUGCAAACACUCCCCAGUACAACAGAACAGUGGUAAAGACAACACAGCACAGGGGAAAUCCAAACACUGCUGAUUAGAGCGCUGUGGAAAUAAAGCACUGGUUCAUUGGUGGCAUGUUGUAAAAAAAAAAAAAAAGAAGUGCACUUUCUUAUUAAUGGAAGCAAGGCAGGAAAUGAGCAGAGGUGGUGCUCACAUGUAAGGGAUCGUGGCUGGUUGUAUAGGGAGAAUGUCAUUGGAAAGCCUGGACUGAGAUUUCCCAAAAGAGCCUGAAGACUAAAAGCAUCUUUGUUCUGUUGGUUUACAGUGGAACAAAGGUGAGCUUAGUCCAGAGACGCUUUUGGAAAACUCUGGAAAAGGAUGUGUCAUUUUCAGCACGUUUGUUUUUGUGGUGAAGAGGUGCAAUUAUUAACAUGAGCUUAAAAAGCAACAAAGGAUUAUUGUCCCUAAUGAGGCGCAUGGAUGUGCUGAGACAUGCAGAUCCUUUUGAAGAAAUUCCCUAAUUUGUUCUGCUUCUUUUUUUUUCUUUUUUUUUUGUUGCCUGUUUUCCCUGUUUUGGCAAGUGAGGCCACAAGGGGGCAGUUUCCCUCAGCGUCAUGUGUGGGACAGAGGAACAGAGGGCAAGACAGAGAGAUCACUUUACCUCCACCAUUCCCCUAGAGUCCAUUACCCAGACAACAUUACUCAUGGCCAAACAGCAUUGUUUAGAGUAUUAUUGUUCAUCGAGCUACCCAGUGAUGUGGAAUCAUUUAAAACUAACAGUGUUUUCUGUGUUUGGAGGCUAAAUUAUAUGGAUUUUCACCACUGUGGUCUAUCAUGGAGGCUACUGUUCCUCCCUGCGUGCAUGUGUGUGUGUGUGGACAUGAUGAAUUUUGAGAAGACACACACAUAAUGCUAAUUAUACUCCCACUUAUUUCAGCCUUGUCCUAGCAUUCAUUAGGCUUUUUGAUAAAUUAGGAAAUUACAACAAUAAGAUCUCACCCCGCCCAUGAUCCUCACAGAGCACAGUUGUGACUGAGCAGCUCAGCCAGGAUCUCAUCAUUUAUCCUUUUGUCUACAUUUAUGAGACUGCCUGCUUCGUUUAUGGUUCGCACACCUGAACAAUGCACCUGCUCACCACACGACGUUAGCUUCUGCGAUGAUGAUUUUUACCCCAUUCCCCUCGCUUUCCGUGUCUUUCAGUCUCUGUCCGACUCAUGUCUCCCUGUCUGUCUCUACACCUUUGAUCCCUGCGUGGGCUCAAUUAAAACAGUUUUCUUGCCCUUCAGCUCAUGGGCUGUGGUGGCAGUUCUUUGCAUGUGAGGUGCCAGUGAGAGGUCUUCAUUAUGCGCUUCUUAAGAAGACUUUAUUUGAUUUGACAAGAUUUUAUUUUGAGGGGCCAAGCUUAAAGAAUUCCCACCGCCGACCCCUCUGCUCCCCCUCUUUCUUUUCCCCCUCUCCUCAUAAUCCUCAACCAAAAAAGGGAGAAAAAUAUGUAGACUUUAUUUUCACUUGGCUGCAUGGAGCUCACGCUGGGAGAGAGUGUGUGUUAACUCUUUGUGAGGCACACAGAUUCAGCUGCUUGGACAUACACAGUGGAGAAUUAUCACAAACUAGGCCGAAAAUUUCCAGUCAGAUGAUUUUUAAGGGCUUGUACUUGAGUUAUUCCAGAGUGUGGAGAUUAUCUCUGAGAGGAUUUACCUCAGAGGUCGGAGUAUCUCAAAAGCAACUGCACUUACUGUAAUUCCAGCUCAGAUUACGAUCAUAUGGACUUUAAUUUGAGAUGAUGCACAGACGUUCACGGCCCCGAUGUUUAAAGUCUGAUUAAACGAGCCAACAUUCGGAACAUUAACAAACACGGUGAAUUAAUAAAAUCAUUUGUCUUAACAUUGUCAUGUUAUGUCUUAAAAUCUUAUUUGUAAUAUGACAGCUGACAUAUUUUUGACCCACCUGUUGGACUUAAAAUUUUAUAACAAUUCUUUAAGACAAAUGGCAACGUGCUGAAACAACAAAAUCUGUUAUUGGGAAAACAUUUAAAGCAAUAGUCUGACAUUUUCAGAAACCUUUUUAUUUACUUUCUUGCUGAGACUUAGAUGAGAAAAUUGAUGAAGUAUGAAGCUACUGCUAGCUUAAAGACUGAAAAACAGAAACACAUGGCCCAGUUCUUUCCAAAGGUAAGAAAACCAUGUGUCAGUUUUACACUUUGGUGUUUUGUCUGGAUUAAACAAACAAGAUAUAUCUUGUUGAUUUUUUCAGCCUGCACAUUGUGUGACCUUUGGACAGAGGCAGGUUAGCUGAACUAGCUGUCCCCUGGCUUACAGCUUCAUAUGGACAGCAGAGUGGGAUCAGUUUUCACCGAACUCUUGGCAAAAAGUGAAAAACCCUUUUUCAAAAAGUGUCAGAGUGCUCCUUUAAGUUAAUUAACUAAAUAAAUAAAUAAAUAAAUAAAAUAAAAUAAAUUUAUUUGCGUUGCAACAAAAUUAUAAAAUAAUUAUCUCAUUCCCCUGGUCAACAACAUGUUCACCUGUUUUAAGCAAACUAAGGUUUUAGGACUACCGGUAAAUACUUCUAAUACUUCUAAAAACAUGACUUGUUUGGAUGGAUUUCUUUUUUAUGUUGGGUUUAUUAACACUUAGGUCCUCUGUGGUUAUCAAAGCAUCUCCACUUUUUCUUUUACUCUUUUUUACUAAUAUCCACAUAUCAGUACAACCAAUACACAGACGCACCAGGCUGCUCUGACCUGCGCUUUGAUCUGCCCUGCUUAACAAUCAUGACUGAGCACCUGACCUACCGACAGUUCAUCAUGUGUGGUUUGCUACAUGCUUUGCACCAGCUGACCAUGACCCCCCGCACGGAAACACUUGAACAUUUACACCAGAUAGUGUUUAGAUUGUUUUUGUUUUUUUGGUUUUGGUUUUUUUUUUUCGUUAUAGAUGAAAGCCCUAUCUUUAGUCACAUGCUGACAAGUCAGGUCAAUCUAUUGCAACAUGUAGUAUCUCCCCUGUCUGUGAAUGUGUAACGAAGACAGAUAUUUGCCUUACCUUUUAUGCAGGACUGAAUGAUUAGCUAGAGAGUGUUUUAAGUGGGAAGAGGACAGGGAGCGGAAAAGAUGAGACACAAAGAGACAGCAGAACAGAAAGCACAUUUCUCCAACAGAUUGCAGCCACGGCAGCAACAAUAACAGUAUUAACAGGGAGAACAACACUAAGCAUGACACGCAGUAGCUAACGAGAGACUGUUCAUCCAUACGUCCAGACCUUAAGCGGUGCGUGGAUAAUGAUUCAACCGAGACUGGGAAGGAGCUUUUGGUGGUUGCUUUGCAGCGUACAUUACUCUUAAUUUUCAACUUGCUUGAUGAAAGAAUGCGGCUGCAGUGCCGUGACCGAUGGAAUUACACUAAAUGUAUUGCAGACUGCUAGCGUCGGUUUAUUACUGUUUCAGGGUGCCGAGAAGUAAUUUCCCUUAAAGCUCAUUGAUUCGCAUUGAAAUAAUUAUGUUUAAUCACUGAGAGGUCAGUUCAGACAAAACACCUGAGAGGCUGAAACUGAAUACGUUUAAAGUCAUCUUUUCUUCCUGUAGGCAAAACCUUCACGGCAAAUGGUGACAUUCAUUCAAGGAUUUUAGCAUGUACUGUAUUUAGCUUUGUAGCCUUUCAUUUUUUGUCAUAGCAGGUUUUGGACUUUAAAGUUUUGUUUGUUUGUUUUUUUCAAGCAAUCACCCAGCGGUGGUUGAGAUACAGUAUGAGCAACCAUACACAAAGGUUCUCAUAUGGUUUAGAGAAAGUAGGCUGGAAAUUUACAGUGCAUGUAAAACAGCUGUGUUGGGAUACUUUGCCAUCCUGGCUUCACAUCGAGACACUCGCAGUGUUACGUUAGCCAUCCACACCGAGACGUUUUCUUAGGAACCAAAGUUAAAUUUCUGUUCUCAUGAUGAAAUAUUGAUGUUGUUCCAUGUAUGUGCCUUGAGGUUGAACUUACAAUGUAAAGUCCUUGAAACCUUUAAAUGUUUUUGCACAAACUGUAAAUACUUAAGUGAAGCUUUUUAAAAAUAAAAGAGCCAUUGGA
Messenger RNA from Toxotes jaculatrix (banded archerfish), 7580 nucleotides. RefSeq names its product fibronectin leucine rich transmembrane protein 2 (gene flrt2). The transcript is spliced from 2 exons. The coding region runs from base 1104 to 3086 and encodes 660 amino acids. NCBI's taxonomy places the organism in Eukaryota, Metazoa, Chordata, Actinopteri, Toxotidae. The record is from RefSeq and is a predicted model, not a curated record. Gene Ontology annotation, molecular function: protein binding.